CGGAGCUUGCAAUAUUCUUUCUUGUAGCCAUCAAAGAAGACCUUAAUGAUUCCUAUGUGUUUCCGUUGCAGAUUAACAAGCCAUAUCUUCCAUUAGCAUCGGGAGAAUAUUCUUUUGGAACUGGCGUUGCAAUUGUCUUCACGUUUUCUAUCCUGAGUUUUUGGCUGGGAUGGGUUGUUCGUUCAUGGCCAUUGUUUUGGGCACUUUUGAUCAGCUUUAUUCUUGGGACUGCUUAUUCCAUUGAUCUGCCACUGUUGAGAUGGAAGAGAUUUGCUGUGGUAGCCGCUAUGUGCAUUCUAGCUGUUCGAGCCGUGAUUGUUCAACUUGCUUUUUUCCUACACAUGCAGACUCACGUGUUCCAAAGACCUCCUGUCUUUUCACGUUCCCUGAUCUUUGCAACUGCAUUUAUGAGUUUCUUCUCGGUUGUUAUAGCAUUAUUUAAGGAUAUACCAGAUAUUGAUGGAGAUAAGAUAUUUGGCAUCCGUUCUUUUACAGUACGUCUAGGGCAAGAGCGGGUGUUUUGGAGUUGUAUUUCCUUACUUGAAGUAGCAUAUAGUGCUGCCGUUGUAGUGGGAGUUGCAUCUUCCUCCCCAUGGAGUAAAUGGCUAACGGUUGUUGGACACAUCACUUUGGCUUCAGUUCUUUGGAUUCGUGCCAAAUCAGUUGAUCUGAAGAGCAAAGCUGCCAUAACAUCCUUUUACAUGUUUAUAUGGAAGCUUUUCUAUGCUGAGUAUUUGCUGAUACCGUUUGUUAGGUGAGGGGUUGAGCAAGAAUGUGAUUAGGUAGAGUGUGUAUUGUACAAACUCCUUGAUAGAAAUGGAGUAAAUACGUUUCUGUUAAAUUUCCAAGUCACAAAAGCAAUCCAUUAGCAAUCUCCAAUUUGAAUAAUUAGAUGAUUAUCUUCGUAACAUUUUAACAUUGGGACUGACAUUGCAAAAGAGGUGUUAAUACGGAGAAUAUGUUUUCUGUUGAACAUUUAA
This is a messenger RNA of Cucurbita pepo subsp. pepo (vegetable marrow), 980 nucleotides long. The record is from RefSeq and is a predicted model, not a curated record. NCBI's taxonomy places the organism in Eukaryota, Viridiplantae, Streptophyta, Magnoliopsida, Cucurbitales, Cucurbitaceae.